GAAUAGAAUACUACUUCUGUUAUAUUUCCAGUUGACACAUACACUCGACAAUCAUGAGCAUCUUGGGCCCCUUGCGCGUCCUACUAAUUGUCAAGCUCUGUUUGGCGGCCGCGCCAUACCGAAGAAACGGAGUCUCCGACCCGGACCGUCUUUGGCCUAACGGCAUCAUUCCGUAUGUUUUCGACGAGGAGAUUGACGCCUACAGGAAGGUGCAUGUCCUGGCCGGGAUGAAGCAAAUCAUGCUGAGCACUUUUAGCAACCACAAGCAGUGCAUCUACUUUGUACCGAGGACUACGGAGGCCGAUUACAUUCAUAUUCAGUUCUCCGGCAAGGACAGUGGGACCAGCCAGGUUGGUCGCGCUCAUGGGCAGCAGUUUAUAACCAUCCACAAAGAUAUUACACAGGAUUCAAUCGUGAUGGCGCUGAUGGUAUCGAUAGGAGUCUUCCCAGCGUUAGCGAGAGCGGAUAGAGACUCGUACCUGACAAUUAACUUGAGCAACGUCGACCCCGCUGAACAGAAAAACUUUAAUAUUCCACCGAAUACCAAUACAUUCAACUUGCCAUUUGACUAUCAGUCGUCGGUCAUGUAUCUACCAUAUUUUUCGGCUGUUGAUAAGUCCGUCCCAACGAUAACGACGAAGGCAGGUGGCUUCACCAUUGGCCAGACGGUUUCAAUGAGCAUUGGAGAUGUGAAACUCAUACAGAGUAUGUACCACUGCGCCGUUGAUACAACUCAUCGAGUUGAUCUCUUAGGGCCGUUUGCAUUCGAGUGCCACUUCCAUCAAGAUUUCUGUCAGUUCACCCAGGACACGACCGAUAAUUUCGACUGGGCUAUUCAGACUGGACCGUCAUCUACACCAGGAACCGGUCCGAAAGCCGAUCAUAGCUCUGGCUCUGGAAGCUACGCGCUUGUCCAAUCCAUAAACCAUCACGGUCAAACUGCAAAACUGAUCACACCGACGAUGCCCGCCGGCACUUACUGUAUCGCCAUCUGGGUAUACGCCUUUGGUGCUGAUGUGGGCGCUCUCUCGUUGACGCUCAGAGAAGGGGGAAACGAAGCUACCAUCCAGGCCGUGACGGUACAACCUGUUAGUCAAUGGUACCAUACGAACGGUGCAUUCCAAUCAGCUGGAAAUGCAGUUGUGGUCAUCGAGGCCACAAUGGGUAACGGCGACCAAGGAGACAUAGCAAUCGAUGACGUUUACAUCUACAAAGGCAGAUGUAUUGAUUGGUAUUAAUUGUACCCACAAAAAAAUACCCCGAGCAUAAAAGUAUGACACA
Molecule: messenger RNA, 1281 nt
Organism: Dreissena polymorpha
Lineage: Eukaryota; Metazoa; Mollusca; Bivalvia; Myida; Dreissenidae
Product: meprin A subunit beta-like
Exons: 1
Coding region: 54-1238 (394 amino acids)
Biological process (GO): proteolysis
Cellular component (GO): membrane
Molecular function (GO): zinc ion binding; metalloendopeptidase activity
Source: RefSeq, a predicted model, not a curated record